UCUACAGCCUCGGCCUCAUUGACCUUUCCUCCGGGUGCAAUAAUUCUUAAUCGUUUCCUGGUUCUUUGGUCUGUCUCCACGAUCUCUCUUGCGUUGUUUCGAGUGUAUUCAGCUUCUACCGCCACGCCGACUUCUCUACCAUAGGAAGCUCUGAGCGCGCGCGCGUCGCGUACCAUCACACCCACGCAUGCGCCUUACAUUCGGCACAUCUCUCUGUCAGACAACUACUUUUACUGCCUUGGCUGAAGGCAUGGAUAAAAUCGCAGACAUAAGGUUUGCGUUCCCAUGGACUUUGCACUUCUCUUAAUGUCUCUAACCACCACGCAACACAGCCAGCGGUCUGGACCCGAUUCCACUAGGAUAACAGCCGAUAAGAGACGAACUCUCAGAACAUACAGCAAACGUACGCGCGCAGCUGAUGACGAAUUCGGCUCUCUUUUGUUCAAGAAGCGCAAAUCCGAGACCGAACCAGCAACGCGGACGCCGGACCUCCCACGGCUUCCUCCCGCUCAAUCUGCGCCGCCGUCAAGCAGCAUACCCAAGAGUUCAAUCCUAAGCUACUUCAAGCCCUGCCGGUCAAGCUCGGCCACUGAAGCCUCCGACCCCUUGUCCGACUCGGAAAAGCUGGUCAACACCCCACCCUCAUCGCCUCCCGUUUUCAGAAACAUCAAGGAACCCCGUCGUCUGAGGCUACGACACAGUACGCCACUCUCACGCACGUCGGACCCAUUGGAGGAUGACAAAGACGAGAAUGAAGAAAGCUGUAUCGUCGUUGGACGAAAAUCACAUCAUACUCGCAGGACGAGAGCACGAGGCGCCCCAGAGCUGCAAGAUGCCGACGAGAACAGACUGAACGAGCUUCCCGACCUCGAGAAGGUCGAAUCGCAGCCUAGGCUGAAGAAACCCCCCUCCCGAUCAAAGCCUGUCCCGACUGUUCAGACGACCAUCAACCUCUCUUCGAAACCUACUUUUAUGGAGUGUAAGACGUGCCGGAUCGUGUACAACCCGCUGCAUCCGGCAGACGUAAAAUAUCACUCUCAACGGCACGCAGCCUUCCUCCGGGGCAGGGCGAAAGCAUGAAACCCGGCACAAAAUCCCUGGCAUAGCAUCUGUUUCGAAGUAAUGACUCAAUGAUACCCAUUUAGCAACAAUAAGAAUAUACU
Colletotrichum acutatum is the source of this 1163-nucleotide messenger RNA. RefSeq lists its product as uncharacterized. Lineage: Eukaryota; Fungi; Ascomycota; Sordariomycetes; Glomerellales; Glomerellaceae. The transcript has 2 exons. Bases 286 to 1080 code for a protein of 264 amino acids. The record is from RefSeq and is a predicted model, not a curated record.